Trichoderma aggressivum f. europaeum is the source of this 2484-nucleotide messenger RNA. RefSeq lists its product as uncharacterized. Gene Ontology annotation, cellular component: nucleus. Gene Ontology annotation, biological process: mRNA splicing, via spliceosome. The record is from RefSeq and is a predicted model, not a curated record. The coding region runs from base 1 to 2484 and encodes 827 amino acids. The transcript has 5 exons. Gene Ontology annotation, molecular function: RNA binding. Lineage: Eukaryota; Fungi; Ascomycota; Sordariomycetes; Hypocreales; Hypocreaceae.
AUGCUCGAUCGAGAGACAGAGACCGAGACCGAGACAGAGACCGAGACCGAGACAGAGACAGAGACAGGGAUUACUACUACGACGACCACCAACCAUCGCGGCAGGGGCUAUUUACCUAUGGCUGAUGAAUUGAGCUUGACGGCUAACUUGCCCACGGGACAACGAGGCUAUUCACAGUCUCCAUCCAGGGACGACGACAUGUACGGCAACGCGUGGGACCGGCGCGACCAUCACUCCCGGCCGCAUCGCCAGCCUCCCUCCGCUGCGCCAGAAUACCGAGACGCUCAUGACGCGCGCCCGAGGCGGAGCCUGAGCCCUCGUGACUGGAGCCAUGACAACCAAGGCAGAAUGUAUAACGAUGACUAUCACCGCGGGCGUCAUGACCAAGAUAGAGGCUACGACUAUGGCUCCUCCUCUUCCUACCGUGAGAGGAGAUCCUACAACUCUCGAUCGCCACAGGGAGACUAUUACAGCAGGAGUCGUUCCCGCAGUCCCGCCAGAGAAGGUGGUCGAUUGAGAGAGGCUGGGCUGCCAAGUGAUACCGUUAUCUUCGAAGGGUUGCCUGUCAGGGUAGACGCAAUGGAGCGCCGAGCCUUUAUCCAGUUUGAGGAAGUUGAUCAUGCAGCCGCCUUUGUCAAUGAAAACUUCCCCAAAGUCCUCAUCACACUACCUCACACGACUGAUGAAGUCCCAGAUGGCAGAAUCAGCGCCUACAUCCACUUUGCCCAUCGCAGGGAGGACGCGGAGACGCGCGCUUCCGGUGGUGGUGGUGGUGGUGGCCAAUGGAUCUGCCAACCUUGCGGCUUCAACAACUACUCUUCGCGCACCAAAUGCAAGCGCUGUGGCUCAUCUCCAUCAUCUUCCACAAUGCGAUUAAGCCUAAAUCCCGCUGCUGAUGCUGCCGAGGCGCCUACCCAGAUCCUGGUGGUCUAUCCCCUGACUGCCUUUGUCGACGAGGACAUGUUCGCUACAGACAUGAAGCGUCUAGAACUUGAAAAGCUUGACCCAGCCAGCCAGAAGCUGGUACCAGGCUCCAAGCUCCAGUCAACUGCCCCAGCUGAUCGUGCUGCUCGGACUGGUGCACGCCCGGGGUCGCUCCACCGCGUAUUCUUAAUGCGCGAUCCGAAUACAGGAGAGUCCGUCAAGUAUGGCUUUGCUGAGUUUUGGACCUUGCAGGACGCUGUCGAUGCCAUGGCUAAAAUCAAGCUGCUCCCAUCCUUCACUGUUGCGGCUUGUGCUGUCAACGUGUCUCACAUUCAUAUGGGCGUCUUUGUCCCAGAGGAACGUGAGGUUACUCCCGAGACCGAACGACUUUCCUUUACCCCCUUGUUCAACACCACCCUCCGCGUCCGGUAUCGUGAUUUGCGAGCCUACCCCAGCCAGAAACUCCUAUCUGCUGAGCCCCCUGAGGCUAUAAAUACAGACGGAGAGCCAAAGGGGAGUGAUCCGAGUGGAAACAACAAGAAACCGAAGAAGAGAAAGGCAGAUGACCCUCAAGGUGCUGCUGCCGCCAAGAGGGCAGUCCCUGCGAUGGCUGGUCAUAUGGCUUUAUGGCAGAAGAAGCAUGAAGAGAUUCACACAGGGGAGUCCAACGACAAGACCGCUGCUAAGCCACCACCACCCGUCAUAAAGAGCUCAAAGGAAGCGCCCAUCAAGUUUUCGUUUACUGGAGCAUCAAUGCAGGCCUCGGGCCCUUCAGCGGUUUCGUCAGUCCCAGUCCAUCCUGCACCUCCCGCACCCUCUUCCGCACCUCCACCUCCGCCGGAGGAACAAAAUAGCGACAACAUGCCUGAAGCCAAGCCUGACGUUCAGGCUAAAGAAGAAAAGCCAAUCACCCCGUAUGCGGACCGAGACAAGCUACAAUGUCUUCUUUGCAUGCGUAAAUUCAAAUCACUAGACGAGCUACGUCGCCAUUCAAAUUCGCAGCUCCAUGCAGAGAAGCUGCUCGAUGAGCAGUCCGUCAAGAACGCGGUAGAGAGGUUGAGUAAACGAGGGAUCCGGCUACCAAAACAAACCGAAGCCGGUGAUGAAUUCGGCGCCACGGCACCACAAUACCGAGACAGGGCCAAGGAACGACGCGAGCAGUGGAACCAACCUAAGAAACCGCCGCCUGCUCCCGCGGAGAAGAGCGCUUCUGGGUCACAGAAGGACCAAGGCAAGGCUCCUGUGCAGGAGAAGGCUCCGGCGCAGUCUAAAGGCGCUGGCAUGCUUGCCAAGAUGGGCUGGAUGUCUGGCAGCGGCUUGGGUGCCAAUGCUGAGGGGCGCACCGAGAGCAUCGUCACCCACGUGUAUCGGCAAGGCGUGGGCCUUGGGGCCGAAGGUGCGAAUCUGGGAAACGCGCAGGCUUUGGGAGAGAGCAGGACGCUCAACAAGCGCAAGGACUAUGUUGAUGCCGUCAAUGACCGGGCGAGAGAGCGGUUCUUCAACGAGUUUGGAGAGAAGAAGGAUGAUGAGCAGAACAGCGAGGACAAGAAAGAGGAGUGA